This is a messenger RNA of Bradysia coprophila, 1712 nucleotides long. RefSeq names its product cytochrome P450 3A24-like. Lineage: Eukaryota; Metazoa; Arthropoda; Insecta; Diptera; Sciaridae. Gene Ontology annotation, molecular function: heme binding; oxidoreductase activity, acting on paired donors, with incorporation or reduction of molecular oxygen; steroid hydroxylase activity. The record is from RefSeq and is a predicted model, not a curated record.
GUAUCAUACAGUAGUGAUGCAGACUUCUAAUCAGAAGUUUAGUUUACGGUUCGGUUCUUAUUUUCUCAAUAACUUUCAUGUUAUCGAAGCUUAAGCUUUCAAGUUUAACGUACGUCUGUAAGUAAUUCAAUUUGUGCAACAUGUUGAUUUUGACUUUGGCAUUGCUCCUGUUGUUUGUCGUAAUUCGUAAACGACGACAACAGAUGACGGUAUUUGAAAGACUGCGCAUUCCCGGUCCGAAACCAAAUUUUAUUUUCGGAAAUUUAAUUGAUAUUGGUCGUGAGGGACUGAACAGCUUAUUCCCGAAGUGGACAAAGAAAUAUGGACCUAUUGUCGGUUUCUAUUUUGGCGGACGACCUCAAUUAAUGAUCACCGACCUGGAAUUGAUUCGCCGCGUGUUGGUUAAAGAUUUUCACAAAUUCUGCGAUAGAAGUCAAUGCAUACCGGGCGGUGUUCAUCCUGUUCCAGUAUUACAAAAUAUGAUUGUUUGGUCUAAUUUUUACGCUUGGAGGAACUUACGUGCCUCAAUAUCACCGUCAUUUUCAUCCUCAAAUCUGAAUGCUAUGGAGCUAUUAAUGAUGCCUUCAAUUGACAAAUUGGUCAGCGAACUUGAUGAUCAAGCGAAAUGUGGCGAAGAGUUCAAUGUGAAACCAUUCAUUUAUGAUUUUACGUUUUCGCAUGCGAGCAAGUGCGUUUUUGGACUUGACCUUUCAUUGAAAAAAUUGACCAGUGAAGUUAAAGGAUUCUUAGAAGUUGCUACGCCGCGCCUAGAUAAGUCAUUAUUAGCAAAGAUAUUGGUGUUGUUUCCGUCACUUUCUUUUAUAGCAUAUCCGCUGAGGGUUUGGUGGGAACGAUUUCGGUUUUAUAUGUUAUGGUCAUCAGAAGGUUUAUGUUACAAAGUCGUGAAAAAAAUAGUCCAAAAUCGGAAAGAUACAAACGUUCAGUCGGUUGAUUUUUUGCAAUUAUUGAUGAAAACAAAAAGAGUUAAGGCAUCCGGUCAUACGGAUUUGGAGAUGUCAUCCGAGGAAGUCAGGUCAAAAAAUAAGUUACUGAGCAAAGAAUGGCAUAGUGAAAAUUUAUCAGACGAUGAGAUUGUGACAAAUGCAAUGGUUCUUCUAUUCGGAUCAUAUGAAACAACAGCGGUAACUCUUCAGUGUUGCUUGCACAACUUGGUGACUCAUCAAAACAUUCAAGAACAAUUGAGGACUGAACUUCGAAAAGCUGUGGGCAAUAGACGCGUUACUUUCUCAACUCUUGCCGACGUCCCAUUGCUCAACGGCAUAGUCAAGGAGACGCUUAGAAUGUUUCCGCCUGUAUCAUUGUUUGUGACAAGAGUAGCCAACGAGCAUUACGAAUAUGAAGGUAUUGUCAUACCCAAAGGAAUGCCCGUAUUUAUAGGAGUUUCUUCAAUCCACAAUGAUCCGGAAUUGUGGCCAGAGCCUGAAGAAUUUCGACCGGAGAGAUUUGAAAGUUCUUUCGAUAAAAUGUCGUUUUUGCCAUUUGGCGCUGGCCCGAAAAAUUGCCUUGGAUUGCGAUUUGCUUAUAUGGAGCUUCAACUGACUAUCGCAAAACUCAUAUUGACGUAUCGAUUCGAACCUGGACCAUCAACGGAAAAAAAGAUGAUUCCUACGGAAACGUUCGCAACAUUGGCGCCGAAAAAUGGAGUAUUUUGUAAAAUAACGAGACUCGAAGAAUAAAUAAAUUUUGAAAUG